AUGUCGCGCCGCGAGAGCGACGCGUCCGCCAGCGCGAGCGACACCAGCGACGACGACGACGACGGCGGCAUCUUGGCGACGAUCAAGAAUCAGAUCAGAGCGGACGAGGAGAGAUUCAAGCGCGAGGACGAGGUGAUCCGGGCUCGCGGCGGACCCUCCCCGGCCGCCGCCGCGCCCGUCGCGCCGCGGCGGCAGAUGACGACGGCGGCGACGCGGCACGUCGCGCCGCCGCAGCGGCGAGGAGGCACGCCGAUCUCGGUCCCCGGUCGCGCGCCCAGCGCGAGGGCGAACCCGGCUCGAGCAGUGGGCACCUCGGUCGCCGGCGGCGUCCCGCCGCGUCCUGUCGCGGUUCGCGAGCCGUCGCGCGCGACGACGACGACGAGCGCGUCCGGGCUGGGACCCGCGGCGACGGCGCUGAUGAAGGAGCUCGAGGACGUGCUCGCGGACGACGACGCGUUCAAGCCGAGACGCGCGACGACGGCGGCGGCGGCGGCGAAAGACGCCGCGCCGGAGCCGGAGUGGAGGGCGUCGAUGUCGAGCGCGGCGGCGACCGCGAGGGAGAUUACCAGGGGCGGGGAAGAGCUCAGGGAGAGGGUCGCCGCGGCGAGAGGCAAGGUGAACACGUUGAGCGGCAGCGCGGACCUGCUUCGGGAGAUCGAGGCGAUGACGAAGGAGCUCGGCGACGGCGUCGAGAGCUUUGGACGCGAGCUCAGAGAGGUCGCGAAGCUGAACGACGUUGACCUCGGCGACUGA
This is a messenger RNA of Micromonas pusilla CCMP1545, 753 nucleotides long. RefSeq lists its product as uncharacterized. The record is from RefSeq and is a predicted model, not a curated record. The coding region runs from base 1 to 753 and encodes 250 amino acids. The transcript has a single exon. NCBI's taxonomy places the organism in Eukaryota, Viridiplantae, Chlorophyta, Mamiellophyceae, Mamiellales, Mamiellaceae.